AUGACAGUCACUUAUUCCAGCAAAGUAGCAAAUGCCACUUUCUUUGGAUUUCACAGAUUACUCCUAAGGUGGAAAGGCAGCAUCUACAAAUUGCUGUACAGAGAAUUUCUUGUUUUUGCUACUCUUUACACAGCGAUAAGUGUAUUAUACAGAUUUUUUCUUACAGGUAGCCAAAAACGGUUCUUUGAAAAAUUAUCAAUUUACUGUGACAAAUAUGCUGAACAAAUCCCAGUAACUUUUGUGCUUGGUUUCUAUGUAACUUUGGUGGUGAAUCGCUGGUGGAACCAGUUUGUGAACUUGCCUUGGCCAGAUCGUCUGAUGCUGCUCAUCUCCAGCUGUGUGCAGGGCAGAGAUGAGUACGGGCGCUUGCUCAGGAGGACUCUCAUGCGUUAUGUGAAUUUAACAUCUCUGCUGAUCUUUCGCUCUGUCAGCACAGCUGUGUACAAAAGGUUCCCCACCAUGGACCACGUGGUUGGAGCAGGUUUUAUGACAAAAUAUGAAAGAAAAAUUUUUGAUGAUCUUAAGUCUCCCCACCUGAAAUACUGGGUCCCAUUUGUCUGGUUUGGAAAUUUGGCAUCAAAGGCACGAAAGGAGGGAAGAAUUCGAGACAGUGUGGACCUGCAGACACUGAUGAAUGAGAUGAAUAAGUACCGAUCUUGGUGUAGCCUUUUGUUUGGUUAUGACUGGGUUGGAAUUCCACUGGUCUAUACCCAGGUUGUUACUCUCGCAGUCUAUACCUUUUUCUUUGCCUGCCUGAUAGGGCGUCAAUUUUUGGAUACUGACCAAGGGUACCAGGGACAUGACUUAGAUAUUUACAUUCCAAUCUUCACACUGCUGCAGUUCUUCUUCUAUGCAGGAUGGCUCAAGGUCGCUGAACAACUCAUUAAUCCGUUUGGAGAAGAUGAUGAUGAUUUUGAAACUAACUGGUGCAUCGAUAGAAAUUUACAGGUUUCACUUCUGGCUGUGGAUGAGAUGCACAUGAACUUGCCAAGGAUGGAGAAGGAUAUUUACUGGAAUGAUACCUCUGCCCGCCCACCCUACACAAAAGCAGCUGCUGAUUACUGUAUUCCCUCCUUUCUUGGAUCAACUAUUGAAAUGGGGCUGGCUGAUACCGAGUUUCUCUAUGGGGAAGAGUGGCCUUGGGAAGAGGAGAAACACCAGAGACAGCAUUCGGUUUUGAGAAGAGUCAAGAGGUUUCUCAGUGUCCAUGAGGGUCCUUCAUACCCCACUCACCAGCGCUACAGCCGGCAGACGAGUGAGAAUUCAGUGUUUUUCCCAGCAGAUGAAAAAGGGCACAUCAGACGGCUGCAGGAGAUGCACACAAGAGGGAGGCACUCCACCUUAAGCUUCAAGAAGAAACAUGAAGGAGUUAGCAGAAGUAACAGACUUCAUGGUAGCCGAGAGCUAGGACCCAUAACAGAAACCUCAAGGAACGAGGCACAGUUUGGUGACAGUGACACCUCAUCUGACACAGCCAGGCCAGUUCCUGAGGUCAUUGUUUCUGAAGCCCAAGAGAUUGAACGUGAUGUGCUGGACAAAUCAGACCUCCCAACAGAGCGCUCUGCAAGCAUGCCAGAAGAGAAGCUCCAAAGGAUCAUAGCUGAGGCAAAUGUGGCUCUUCUGAACCAACACUUUUUCCCCCCAGAAAUGACUCCAUACCUCUCAAGUUCAGAGGUGCAUCAGUCACUUCCUAGUGUGAUAGGAGAGCCCAAACAUGAGCCCCAGGUUAGUAACAUAGCUGGUCUCAUAACAGACCAUGAGAGAAACCUUCAGCGAUGGAGUUUACCAAGCUUCCAUAGUCCUAGUACAGCAUCAAAUGCUGAUGAUGAACCACCUUCAACAGAUUCUGGAACAACAACUUCACCCCAAAGGACAUUGAGAGAUGAAAAAAAUGGUACUUCUGCUUGUGCUCCACAAACAUUUGACAUGCAGGACUUAUGGGAAAACCUGGACAGUAAAGAAACAGCCAUAGUAGAAUUUUCUAAUGAGGAGAGUGAAAGAAAACUUUGA
Agelaius phoeniceus (red-winged blackbird) is the source of this 2010-nucleotide messenger RNA. RefSeq names its product bestrophin 3 (gene BEST3). Gene Ontology annotation, molecular function: chloride channel activity. The record is from RefSeq and is a predicted model, not a curated record. Lineage: Eukaryota; Metazoa; Chordata; Aves; Passeriformes; Icteridae.